AUGAGCCGGUUCCUGCCCUUGUUCAAACGUUCGGGUGUCUUUAAGCGGCUCAUCUCUUCAAAAAGAGACCUGGGAGAGGCGUUGUAUGUGACAACACCCAUCUUCUAUGUCAAUGCCAAACCCCACCUCGGCCACUUCUACUCGAUGUUUCUGUGUGACAUGAGGAUCAGGUGGGAGAAGCUCCGAGGAUAUGACACAUUUUUCACCACCGGAACUGAUGAGCAUGGUCUCAAAGUGCAAAACGCGGCGAACGCGGCCGGAGUGGAACCCAAACUUUUUUGUGACGAUCUGUCGGCCAAGUUCAGGAGUCUUGCGAAGCUGGGAAAUAUCGAGUAUGACAGGUUCAUUCGGACAACUGAUGAAGAUCAUAAACUCGCUGUGAAACAUUUUUGGAAUGAGGUACAGAAGAGAGGGUUUAUAUACAAAGGAACACACACUGGGUGGUAUGCCGUGUCUGAUGAGACGUUCUAUCCGGAGUCACAGAUAGAACAGAGGCUCGAUCCAGUAUCUGGGGAAAUGAGGCAUCACUCGGUCGAGACUGGCUCAGAAGUGGAAUUCCAGACCGAAGAGAACUACUUUUUCAAGCUUUCCGAGUUCAGAGAUGCUUUGAUUGCGAACAUGGAGAAAAAUGAGAGAUUCAUCAUACCCAGGAAAUACUACCAGGAGGUGUUGAACGAACUGAAAUCUCAGGAACUGACCGAUCUCAGCAUUUCUAGACCCUCCACAAGAUUGUCAUGGGGAAUAGAUGUACCUGGAGACAGUAGUCAGAAGGUGUAUGUUUGGUUUGACGCUUUAAUCAAUUAUGUAACCUCUGCUGGAUACCCCUUCUCUGGAGACACCUACCAGCCAUGGCCAGCAACCCAUCUGAUCGGAAAGGAUAUUGUUCGGUUCCACUGCAUUUACUGGCCAAGUUUUCUGAUGGCAUGUGACCUUCCAAUCCCUCGCCAAGCCAUAGUUCAUGGCCAUUGGCUCAUGGGAGGGAAGAAGAUGAGCAAGAGCAGGGGGAACGUUGCGGAUCCGGUCACCAUAGCCGAUUACUAUGGAGAGGAUUUUCUAAGAUACUUUCUGGCGCGCUACUCCAUUCUGGAUAGCGAUUGCGACUUCUCUGAAGAACGACUCAAUGCUGCUAGAAAUGACUUUAUUGACAAGUUCUGCAAUUUGAUGACCAGGUCUCUUUCCAAGAACUUUUCCAUUGAGAGGGCUCUGCAGAGAUAUGAAAAGGGUGAAUUUGAAGAGAUACUCAAUGCCAAUUCUCUGCUUUCGGCGGGCCAUAAAAAGAUUGUGGAGUCUACCAAUAAACUUGUGGAAGAUUUUGACAGAGAUUUACAGCUGUUUUCCACUCACAAGAUUCUAGAUCAGUUGAGAUCAGUGUGCUCGGAAGUCAAUGCAUAUUUCUCAGAUACCGAGCCUUGGAGGCUCAAAUCUGAAGCUGAGAGCAUUCAGCAAGAUCUGGUGAUAUUCACCGCCCUGGAUUCUUUAAGAUGUUUUUUGAUCCUGCUGCAACCUUUCAUGCCAACAGUCUCGAACCAAUUGCUGGAUCUGAUGAAGGUUGAUUCCGAGAAACGCUCUAUCGGACUAGCCAUGAUAGGUGCAGAUACAACCUAUGGUAAGGGCGCAGUUUUCAAGAAGGGUUCAAGUGUUCCUCUGUGGAAGCUGAAACUUAACGAAGAGUAG
Molecule: messenger RNA, 1674 nt
Organism: Kuraishia capsulata CBS 1993
Lineage: Eukaryota; Fungi; Ascomycota; Pichiomycetes; Pichiales; Pichiaceae
Exons: 1
Coding region: 1-1674 (557 amino acids)
Biological process (GO): methionyl-tRNA aminoacylation
Molecular function (GO): ATP binding; methionine-tRNA ligase activity
Source: RefSeq, a predicted model, not a curated record